CAGAGAGGCCGCCAUGGGUGUACAGGGCCUGCUGCUGCUACUGUUGCUGCCGGUGUGCGUGACGCUGGGGAAGCCUGGAUCCGGUGAAGAAAGCCAGGCUGCAGGUCUCAAGACCACAGACAUCAAUCUUCUUUCAAUGCCGUGUGGCCGCCGGAAUGACAUUGGGUCCCGAAUAGUGGGCGGGAUAGAAUCCGUGCGAGGGCGCUGGCCGUGGCAGGCCAGCCUGCGCUUGAAGAAGUUCCACCACUGCGGAGGGAGCCUUCUCAGCCACCGAUGGGUUCUCACUGCUGCACACUGCUUUCAAAAGUUCCUUGAUCCAAGAAAGUGGACUGUCCAGCUUGGGCAGCUCACUUCCAAGCCGUCUUUCUGGGACAAGAGGGUCUAUUCUGGCCGGUACAGGGUAAAGGACAUCAUCGUAAACUCCGAAGACAAAAUGAAGUCCCAUGACCUCGCCCUGCUGAGGCUGGCCUCCUCCGUCAUCUACAACAAAUACAUCCAGCCAAUAUGUGUGCGGCCCUCCACCUUCAUGUUCCAGCAUCAGCCCAGGUGCUGGGUGACCGGCUGGGGAGUCCUUCGGGAGAAUUUAAAGCCUCUGCCACCGCCCUAUCACCUCCGAGAAGUACAGGUCACCAUCCUAAACAAUAGCAGGUGCCAGGAACUGUUCAGUGUUCCCUCCCUACACCACUUGAUCACCAAGGACGUGUUCUGUGCUGGUGCUGAGGAUGGGAGCGCAGACACCUGCAGUGGUGACUCAGGAGGACCCUUGGUCUGCAGCAUGGAUGGUCUCUGGUAUCAGAUUGGAAUCGUGAGCUGGGGAGUAGGCUGUGGACGGCCCAACCUGCCUGGUGUCUACACCAACGUCAGUCAUCACUACAACUGGAUUGAGACCAUGAUGGUCCUCAAUGGUGCAGGCAGGCGUGAUCUGGCCUUACCCCUGCUGUCUGUCACUCUGCUCCAGGCUCCCUGGAUCCUAAGGCCCACCUGAGCCCAUGAGGCUGCAGCCUUGGGCCUAAAGCACCAUUGUACUCUCCGUAGCCCCAGGACAUUCAGUGUAGGGUAGGGACAUCCUGCUUCACCAGGCCUUUGUCUUGUCUUCUUUGCCAAUAAAUUCAUUGUGUAUAUC
Grammomys surdaster is the source of this 1123-nucleotide messenger RNA. RefSeq names its product serine protease 41. Gene Ontology annotation, molecular function: serine-type endopeptidase activity. The record is from RefSeq and is a predicted model, not a curated record. Bases 14 to 985 code for a protein of 323 amino acids. The transcript has 7 exons. Gene Ontology annotation, biological process: proteolysis. Lineage: Eukaryota; Metazoa; Chordata; Mammalia; Rodentia; Muridae.